This is a messenger RNA of Quercus robur (English oak), 3708 nucleotides long. Its product is annotated as disease resistance protein RPV1-like. The transcript is spliced from 10 exons. NCBI's taxonomy places the organism in Eukaryota, Viridiplantae, Streptophyta, Magnoliopsida, Fagales, Fagaceae. The record is from RefSeq and is a predicted model, not a curated record. Gene Ontology annotation, molecular function: ADP binding. The coding region runs from base 409 to 3708 and encodes 1099 amino acids. Gene Ontology annotation, biological process: signal transduction; defense response.
UUUUCUCCUUCUUAUUCUUUACCUUCUUCACUGACCUGUCCAAACUCUUUUCUUCCCUCUUACUUUCUUCCAUUCUCACUGUACCCUCUCGCCUUCUCAGGAUCUACUCAUCGUUUAGCUCUUCUCAAAAACAAAAAAAAAAAAUAAAAAAAUACACUCAUGCUUUAGUUCUUUGUUUUCUCUCAGGAGCACUGAAAUUUCUAGGAAGUGGAAGUACUCUGAAAAAUAUAAUAAAACAGAGCAGUGGAAGUUUCUUGUAAUAUUUCCUAAAAGGAGCACUGAAAUUUCAUCACUUCCAAAUUUCUAGGUCCUCUCCAAAUUCUCUUCUCAGUCUUCUCUCUCUUCAUUUGCAAAUUUCAGAUUGGAUUCGACGCAUUUUCAAAACUACGCAAGUCAGGUUGGGGAUCAAUGGACAUGGAAACGGACUCGUCAUCUUUCCCAAGUUCUUCUUCUUCUGCUGCUGCCCGAUGGAAUUAUGACGUCUUUCUCAGUUUCAGAGGCGAGGACACCCGCUACAAUUUUGUGGGUCAUCUUUAUGAAGCUUUGAGACAAAAAGGCAUUCACACUUUUAAAGACGAUAAAAACCUUGACAGAGGAAAACCCAUCUCACCAGAGCUGUUGAAAGCAAUAGAGGAGUCGAGAUUUGCUAUCGUCAUUAUCUCAAAAGACUACGCAUCUUCAGCUUGGUGCUUAGAUGAACUUGCACACAUCAUACACUGCAAGAAAAAGACGGGAAUGACAAUUCUACCUGUUUUUCACAAUGUGGAUCCAUCCGAUACACGGAAACGAACUUUUGAGCAAGCAUUUAUUGAACAUGAAGAAAAGGGGAACAAAGAGAGGGUGGAGAAAUGGAGAGAAGCUUUGAAAGAAGUGGGCAAUGUCGCUGGAUUUCAUUUAAAGAAUACUAGGUAUGAGACAGAAGACAUCAAAGACAUCAUGGGAUGGAUAUCACUUCACUUGAAAUAUGAUGCAUUCCCUUACAUUACUAGGGACCUGGUAGGAAUAUACUCUCGAAUGGUGGAAUUGGAGUCGUUAUUAGCUAUAGGGUCAAACGAUGUUCGCUUUAUAGGGGUUUGGGGAAUGGGGGGAAUGGGUAAGACAACUCUUGCUAGAGUUGUUUACCAUAUGGUUUCUAAAGAAUUUGAAGCUUAUAGUUUUAUUGAGGAUGUUAGGGAAAAUUCUGAAAAACAUGGUUUAGUUGGACUACAACAGAAACUUAUUUCUAAUAUUUUGGAGGAAACAGAUUUGAAAGUUAGAGAUAAGUAUGAUGGAGUUCUCAAGAUCAGGAAUAGGUUAUGUCGUAAAAGGAUUCUUCUUGUUCUUGAUGAUGUAAAUAAAUUAGACCAGUUAGAAAAUUUAGCUUGGGAGCAUGAUUGGUUUGGUCCGGGUAGUAGAAUUAUCAUAACAACAAGAGAUGUGCAUAUGUUGAAAACGCAUAGAGUUUAUAAAACAUAUGAAGUUAAAGGAUUGUAUGAUAAAGAUGCUUUACAACUUUUUUGCUCAAAAGCUUUUAGAGAAGAGCACGUCCCCCCAAAUGAUUAUUUAGGGAUGUCCAAAGAAGUUUUAAAAUAUGCUGCUGGUCUGCCUUUAGCUCUUAAGGUUUUGGGUUCCUUCUUGUUUGGGAAAAGUACCAUUUUAUGGAGAAGUGCAUUGGAGAGGAUCAAAGAAAAUCCUAAGAAAGAAGUUUUCAAUGUACUUCAAAUAAGUUUUGAUGGACUCGAUGACUUAGAUAAGGAAAUAUUCCUGCAUAUUGCAUGCUUCUUUAAUCAUGAGGAGAAGGAUCAUAUAGUAGAAGUACUAGAUAGUCUUGGCCUUCACCCUGAUAUUGGAUUGCAGGAACUCAUUGAUAAAUCUCUCUUGAAAAUUGAUGAUAAAGGUAUAUUGAGGAUGCAUGAUUUACUUGAAGAAAUGGGUAAGAACAUAGUUUGUCAAGAGUGCCCUAAUGAUUGUGGGAAGCGUAGUAGAUUGUGGCGUUAUGAGGACAUUGAAAACGUGUUGAAAAAAAAUAAGGGAAUAGAAAGAGUUCAAGCCAUGCAUAUUUUGCGUAAUUAUGAUGAUGAAGUAAAAGAGACAUGUUGGAGCCCUGAGGCUAUUUCGCAGAUGUACAAUCUUAAAUUUCUUAGCAUUGAUGGUGUUUUCCAUGUUCCUCAACAUCUUCCAAAUUCUUUAAGAGUUCUUUGUUGGAGGUAUUAUCCUUCAAAUUCUCUACCAUCAACUUUUCAGCUAGAUGAGCUUGUUAUGCUUCAUUUGCCAGAGAGCAGAAUUGAACAACUUUGGAUAGGACUAAAGAAUUUUGACACGUUGAAGUUCAUCGACUUGUCAGAAUCGGGCCUGAUUAUAUCCCCGGAUUUCACUGGAGUCCUAAAUCUUGAGAAAUUAACACUUUCAUAUUGUCAAAAUUUACGUGAGCUUCACCCAUCUGUUGGACUUCUUAAAAAGCUUGUUCUUUUUCAUCUAAAUUCUUGCGAAAAUCUUAUGUGUCUUCCUAGCACCAUUUGUAGCUUGAAUUCGCUUCAACAUCUUUAUCUUUGUGGGUGCUCAAAUAUUGACAACUUGCCGGAGAACCUAGGGAAUCUCAAAGGUCUCUGUCAUCUUGAUUUGAGUGGAACAGCUAUAAAAGAGUUUCCUUCAUCAAUUGAAGGCUUGACGACCCUUGAUUCAUUGACUCUCAAAGAUUGUAAGAAUCUUGUGUGCCUUCCUAGCACCAUUUGUAGCUUGAGUUUGCUUCAACGUCUUAAUCUUUGUGGGUGUUGGAAUUUUGACAACUUGCCAGAGAACCUAGGGAAUCUCAAAGGUCUCUAUGAUCUUGAUUUGAGUGGAACAGCUAUAAAAGAGUUUCCUUCAUCAAUUGAAGGCUUGACGACGCUUAAUUUAUGGACUCUCAAAGAUUGUAAGAAUCUUGUGUGCCUUCCUAGCACCAUUUGUAGCUUGAGUUCGCUUCAACGUCUUAAUCUUUGUGGGUGCUCGAAUUUUGACAACUUGCCGGAGAACCUAGGGAAUCUCAAAGGUCUCUAUGAUCUUGAUUUGAGACGAACAGGUAUAAAAGAGCUUCCUUCAUCAAUUGAAGGCUUGACGACCCUUAAUUCAUUGACUCUCGAAGAUUGUGAGAAUCUUGUGUGCCUUCCUAGCACCAUUUGUAGCUUGAGUUCGCUUCAACGUCUUAAUCUUUGUGGGUGCUCAAAUUUUGACAACUUGCCGGAGAACCUAGGGAAUCUCAAAGGUCUCUAUGAUCUUGAUUUGAGUGGAACAGCUAUAAAAGAGUUUCCUUCAUCAAUUGAAGGCUUGACGACCCUUGAGUCAUUGACUCUCAAAGAUUGUAAGAAUCUUGUGUGCCUUCCUAGCACCAUUUGUAGCUUGAGUUCGCUUCAACGUCUUGAUCUUUCUGGGUGCUGGAAUUUUGACAACUUGCCAGAGAACCUAGGGAAUCUCAAAGGUCUCUAUGAUCUUGAUUUGAGUGGAACAGCUAUAAAAGAGCUUCCUUCAUCAAUUGAAGGCUUGACGACCCUUAAUUCAUUGACUCUCAAAGAUUGUGAGGAUCUUGUGUGCCUCCCUAGCACCAUUCGUAGCUUGAGUUCGCUUCAACAUCUUAAUCUUUGUGGGUGCUCGACUUUUGACAACUUGCCGGAGAACCUAGGGAAUCUCAAAGGUCUCUAUGAUCUUGAUUUGAGUGGAACAGCUAUAGAAGAGUUUUCUUCCCAAAGAUUGUAA